This is a messenger RNA of Trichogramma pretiosum, 4779 nucleotides long. RefSeq names its product phosphatidylinositol 3,4,5-trisphosphate 3-phosphatase and dual-specificity protein phosphatase PTEN (gene Pten). Gene Ontology annotation, molecular function: protein tyrosine phosphatase activity; phosphatidylinositol-3,4,5-trisphosphate 3-phosphatase activity. Bases 303 to 1907 code for a protein of 534 amino acids. The record is from RefSeq and is a predicted model, not a curated record. The transcript has 10 exons. Gene Ontology annotation, cellular component: cytosol; cell projection; plasma membrane. Gene Ontology annotation, biological process: protein dephosphorylation; regulation of phosphatidylinositol 3-kinase/protein kinase B signal transduction; phosphatidylinositol dephosphorylation. NCBI's taxonomy places the organism in Eukaryota, Metazoa, Arthropoda, Insecta, Hymenoptera, Trichogrammatidae.
CGCCGAAUUAAUUCAAUUUUCCGCUCGCCGAUGACACUUUCGAGUCGGCACUCGAAACAGAAAGACAUUAUAAGGGAAAUUUGAACCUCGGUUUCCAUCGUGGUUUUUAGCAACGAGCAAGAGAGAAAAGGCACACGAGAUCGGGUCCAGCUGACGCACUGGACGCAAGUAUCAUUGACAUUGCUGAAAAAGUUUCCUCUUUCCCCCUUUUUUGUCGAAUAGACCCGCAAGUUUCAGGGCACAAGACGAUAGACCGAUAAAUUACAGACUCGACGGUAUACAAACGUAAUAACGUACAAACCAUGGGCGCUUUUCAUAGUAUCAUCGACCGCAAUGUCAACACCAACGUCAGGAAACCUACAGGUACCAAUCGUUUAAAUUGCAAGAUUGCAGAACGUGCAUCAACCUCAUUGCAAAACAUCGAUGUUGGUUCUGAUGAAAGCAAAACACAAGAUUCGAGUUUGUGUGUUCCCACAACUCAUAAAAGAGGAAGACGAAGCUCUAAAAAUAUCAAAGAAGAAGAGAGUGGGAACGAACUACUUGUUUCGGAAAAUAGUGAACAAAAGCAAAAUCAACCAGCAAUGUCUAACACAAUAAGUAAUAUGAAAAUGACAAAUCCUAUUAAGGGAUUGGUCAGUAAACAAAGGAAACGCUUUACAGCAGAUGGCUUUGAUCUUGAUCUCACUUACAUAAAGAAUAAUUUAAUUGCCAUGGGCUAUCCAGCUGAAAAAUUGGAAGGUGUUUACAGAAAUCAUAUAGAUGACGUUGUAAAAUUCUUGGAAGCCAAACAUCCGGAUCAUUACAAAAUUUACAAUUUAUGUUCAGAAAGAUCUUAUGAUGUUAGAAAAUUUAAACAAAGAGUUGCAACAUAUGCAUUUGAUGAUCAUAAUCCACCUGCACUGGAUUUAAUUCAGCCUUUCUGUGAAGAUGUGCACUCGUGGCUCACUGAGCAUGAAAAUAAUGUAGCAGCAGUACAUUGUAAAGCUGGCAAAGGUAGAACUGGAGUAAUGAUUUCUUGCUACCUUCUUUACAGUAAACAAUGUUUGACAGCCACAGAUGCUCUUAGUUAUUACGGUACAGAAAGAACACAUGACAAGAAAGGGGUAACAAUACCAUCUCAGAGAAGGUAUGUUAACUACUUCUCCAGCCUUGUCAAAGACAAUUUUCCUUAUAAACCUGUACCCUUAUUGUUUCGAAAAGUUAUAUUAACUUCUGCACCUGCAUUUAAUGGAGGCCAGGGUUAUAAAUUUGUGAUAACUGAAAACAAGAGAAAAAUAUAUCAUUCACCUUUGUAUGAUGCACCAAAAAACUCUGACACACUUUGUUUUACACUACCAAGCAGUGUGUCUGUCAAAGGCGAUUUAAAGGUAGACAUGUAUUAUGUGCCUAAAAUGAAGCGAAAGGAAAAAAUAUUCCACUUCUGGUUCAAUACAUUUUUUGUUACUGAAGAAUAUAAGGCAGAAAAUGGAAGCGAAUGUGAUAGCUUUGAACCAACAGAAAGAACCACCAGAGCACAAAGCUGUGAUGCUAGUUCAAUGUCAAUGGUUCAUCCAAGGCCUAGAACUGGUUCAUUGGCAAGUUUAGGCUCUAACCCACAUAGUCUUGUUCUUGCCAUUGACAAGUGGAAUUUAGACAAGGCACACAAAGACAAAACCAAUAAAAUAUUCCCACAUAACUUCCAAGUAAAAGUGGUGUUGGAUCGAGUAGUUGUCAGAAAUGGAACUACUAAUAUGACAGAAACUGAUCUGGGUCAGAAUGUGGGGGAAAAUCAAGACAGUGAAUCUAGCGAAGCUGACAGUAGCGAAUGUGAAACAACUGGUGACGAGGAUGGUUGGGAAUCGGUUCAACAAAUUUUGCGUAUCCCAAGAGGAAGGUUACCCAAAUUCACAGUCAUGGGUUUGCGUUGAGACAGAAGAGGAUCAGCUUCGUGCGUUUUUCGUGUAAAAUUAAUUAUGAUUAUAUAUUUUAUUGAUUGUGCGCUUAGAAAUGUAACAUUAAUCGAGAGCGUGAAAGAAUGUAUUAUAGAUAACAAACUAUUUUCGUAUUAUGCUCUAUAUAUAUGCGGAGAACGUCGUAAGAGAAAAGAAAAAUGUAAAAGUCAAUAUAAUGUAACUAUCCAAAUGUAGAUUUUAAACUUGUGAUGGUAUGCAUGAUAGAUUACAAUAACUGUUACGUUCUAAGACAUAGUUUGCAGAACGUCAAUGUGACUUAAUGAAGAGUAGUAUGAGUGUUUUAAAUAAGAGAAUCAACCCUGUGAUUUAUGCAACUCACACAUUUUCAAGCCUUUUUGAGUAAAUUCAUGCAGUGCAAAAUCAUAUUGGAUGGAAAACUUACGAAAUUCUAGUCACGUAUUUCAAUUUUUUUUUUGUUUUCAAAAAUUAUAUUUUAGAGAACGAAGUCGAUGGAUCACUGUUAUGAACAGUGAUCAUCUUCGCCCUCAAAUGAUUAAAAUGAUCUCUUUAUAAAAACAUAAGUAAUGUAAUUCAACAGUAAAAUCAUAAAAAUAUUACUUGUGUGCGUCGAAAACAUUCCAUCUUGUCCUACCAUGUAAAUGUAUAUAUUUUUAUUAAAGGCGUCGAAAAUGCGGGAAAACUAAAAACGAGCUUGUACGGGAUGAUAACUAAUGUUAACUUUAUUUUACAAUUUAAAGAUGUAAAUUCUAAUCGUGUAGAUCUUAAAAGAGCUGAGUAGUUUUUAUUGUUGAAGCGCCGAUUUUUAAUUUUCAAUCGAUUUUUAACCACAUUUCCAUAUCUAAAAUUAAAAUUUGAUGAUAUUUUUAGAUGUAAACGAUCAUAAAACCUAGUAAAAUUUUUAAUUAAUUGUGUAAUAACGACGUGCUCCUAUGAAUUGUUUUGGGACAGUUAGAUUAGAAAUUAAUUAACUCGUCCUAUUUCUAGGUUUUCAUUGGGAACUUUUAAAUACGCUCAAUUUUGAUAAAAAAAAUAUCAUGACAUGUACUUCAUCUUGUACAUGAAUUAAAACGAAAAUAAUUUUAAAUAACACUAUAGUGUCCCUUAAUUUACUAAAAUUAUUAUUUUUUGCCUUCCUCCCUCCUUUCAGAUUGCUUCAAUGGGCCAAAAAAUAUUGUUGGAUGACUAUUAAAAAUUCUUACUUAAGGUUUUUUGGAAACUUUUUACUUAUUGAUCCAAAAAUUUAUCAGAAAAAUUCUGCAAAAAUUCAAGCUUAUUCUUUAAUCAAUUUUAAACAAUUUUUCUUUAUUUUAAACAAUUUAAUUUAUUAAUUUAAUUAAUUUUAAACAAUUGAAACUUUAUUUCUUCAUAUGCUUACUCUGCGAUUUCUAAAAUCACAAGGUCUGUAAAUGAUUUAAAUCAUAGAAAUGGGAGCACUUGUCAAAAAAGUUAAUAAUUUAAAAAAUGUUUAAAAUUAAUGUAUGAAUUUUUCCGAAUUUUCCUGAUACAUUUUUUUGAAAAAUUAAUUUAUUCAGAGCGUUCAGAAAACCUUAAAAAAGAAUUUUUUAAUAAUUAUCUGGUGACAUUAUAUGACAGGUUGAAGCAAUAUUAAUAAGGGGAAAGCAAUAAAAAAUGAAAGUAAAUUAAGGAACAUUCGAGUGAACACAGUUUAUACUGAAUUCAUAAUAAUACGAAUUAUAAAAUCUUCAAUCAAAAAAACUGAUAUUCAGGCUAAAUAAAUAUAAAGUAUAAAGACAAAAGGAAUUAGAAUUAUUUGUUGAGCAUUCGAGAAAAUUUCUUGUACAACUGCCCUCGGCUUGAAAUUAAUCAAUUGAUUAUUCGAGUAUACAUUUAAUGAAACAUAUUUAUUCAAACUCUGAACAAUUGUGGUUUGUCAUUUAUAUCAAUAUUAAGUCCUGAGAUUUAUAGUAAAUGUAAUUAUAAAAAUUCAUAUACGAGAAAUAUUUAGUGAAAAAUCUGAAAAUCCUUCUAUUUAAUCUCAGUUUUUAAAAAAAUACGUUUUUUACAAAUACUCGCCGUUACUUUCUUUAUUUAAUUUUCAAAUUGCAUCAAUGAUAUACCACCGACCUAGUAAACGUAAACACUACAAAUUAUAUUUGGUAAUUUUUUCUCGUUUAUACGCUGGGCGAAUCGUUUAAAAAAAAUGUAAAUUUCCGUACAAAUUUAGUUGAUAUUAAUAUCAAUCGGGUCUUGGUAUAAACGCGAGAAAUGGAUGAACGAAAGAAAGGAUACUUUUUAAUAAAUGUAGGAGCUUAUUCUUUGUACGAAACUGUCUGUGUUUCUGUCUCUUUGUAAAUAAAUAAAGUAGAGAAGUGCGUUACAUAAUUAUUUGCUGAUACAAUAGUAUAUUUUUAUUUGUACGUCUUGGAUACUAGUGCGACAAGCUGUAUUGCAAAUAACAAAUUAGUAAAAAAUAAUAAGAUUGAUAAUUUAGAAAAGAAAAUGUAUGUAAUGUAUAUUUAAAUACCAUAUGAAUAUAUAUAUAUUUUAAGGUACAUAUAAUAAAUAGCGAAGAUCCGCGAGGGCGUGAAAGAUUUUUUUAUGCCUGUGUACGCAUAAUGUUGAUUUUUAACACGUUUUGCAGUUAUUUUAGCAUAAUUGUAAAAUCUCAAUUUUUGCCCGUAACGAACAACCAGCAAACUUUUUGAUGUGAAACAUCUAUAUUCGCGUUUGGUAUCAGGGGUAAUUCAUUUCUCUCUGUGUAUUAUACCUGCGAUAUUACCUAAAAAUAAAUGAUUUAAUUUGUUAUCGAGCGACAGCAUCUUUUGACGACAACGACCAUUGCGUUGUUUCAUGUAAUUUAUUUUGAAUAUUAAGAAAUAAAACGAAUGACAAAUGUUGGCAACAA